GCUGCGGUGAUGUCAGCCCGCCGGGGUCAUUUGAAGGUCAGCAGCCUCGGAAGGGUUCACGCGAAGUUCACGCGCAUAUAUUAGGGCUAUUCAAUCUUUCAUUCUCCGCGGCAAGAACUAGUUGGAAAUGAGCGGAGCAAGGGGAAGGAUAUAAGCCGUUCGUCAUCAGGGAGAGGAACAUGUGCUUUUAAAAAAACGCGUCCGCGUUGUCGGUUGUUUUUCUCCCCCCCCCCCCCGCCAGAUCCGUGAAGAGCGAUCGUCCGGCUGAGCCGAGACGGGGCGACCUCGGUGGAAACGCGUCAGGAUGUAGUUGUCUCCUGUUUUGAUUGUGAUUCUUGAGAGCCUUGUUAUUAUGGACAGAGUCGCGCGGAGCGGACACGGCGGCGCGCUGGAUUUGAACAGAGUGACAUUUUAGGAGGAGGCGAAGGAACAGCUCGCACCGAUUCCGGCGCGGGACGACGGAGAGGAAGAGGAGCGAGACCCGCCGCGCCGAGGAGGAGAGGAGGAAGGCGAGGAGGAGGAGGAGGAGGAGGAGGAGGAGGGUGGAAGUGCUGGAGUUUGAUGGAGUUGCGUGCGCUUUCGCCCGUGAUUCUUCUUCCCAUCCAAGUCCUUCACGCGCAAGACCAGUUGAGCAACGCGCGCCGCCAACAUGUUUGACUGCAUGGACGUGCUGGCCGUGAGUCCCGGGCAGAUGUUGGAUUUCUACACACCCAGCCCGUCCUCCUGCAUGCUGCAGGAGAAGGCUCUGAAAGCCUGCAUCAGCGGACUGGCGCACCGCGAGUGGCAGCACCGCCGGAGCGCACACUCCAUUGAAACACAGAGCACCAGUUCGGAGGAGCUCGUCCCCAGCCCGCCAUCCCCGCCGCCCCCUCCCAGAGUCUACAAGCCGUGCUUCGUCUGCCAGGACAAGUCCUCUGGAUACCACUAUGGUGUCAGCGCGUGCGAGGGCUGCAAGGGUUUUUUCCGCCGAAGCAUCCAGAAGAACAUGGUGUAUACAUGUCACCGGGAGAAGAACUGCAUUAUCAACAAGGUGACAAGGAACCGCUGUCAGUACUGCCGCCUGCAGAAGUGCUUUGCCGUGGGAAUGUCCAAAGAGUCUGUUCGAAAUGACCGCAACAAGAAGAAGAAGGAGAGCCCAAAGCCGGAGCUGGCAGAGAGCUACGAGCUGACAGCCGAGCUGGAGAGCAUCAUUGAAAAGAUCCGUAAGGCCCAUCAAGAAACCUUCCCCUCCCUCUGCCAGCUUGGCAAAUACACCACGAACUCGAGUGCAGACCACCGCGUGAGGCUCGACCUGGGCCUGUGGGACAAAUUCAGUGAGCUGGCCACCAAGUGCAUUAUCAAGAUCGUGGAAUUUGCCAAACGAGUGCCUGGCUUCACGGGGCUGACCAUCGCGGACCAGAUCACGCUCCUGAAAGCCGCCUGCCUGGACAUUUUGAUCCUGCGCAUCUGUACGAGGUACACCCCGGACCAGGACACCAUGACCUUCUCGGAUGGGCUGACCCUCAACCGGACGCAGAUGCACAACGCAGGCUUCGGCCCUCUCACUGACUUGGUGUUCACUUUUGCCAACCAGCUGCUGCCCAUCGAGAUGGACGACACGGAGACGGGCCUCCUCAGCGCCAUCUGUCUCAUCUCUGGAGAUCGUCAGGACCUGGAGGAGCCCUCCAAGGUGGACCAGCUCCAGGAGCCACUCCUGGAAGCUCUCAAGAUCUACGUGAGGAAGCGUCGGCCCAGCAAACCGCACAUGUUCCCCAAAACCCUGAUGAAGAUCACAGACCUGCGCAGCAUCAGUGCGAAAGGAGCGGAGCGGGUCAUCUCCCUGAAGAUGGAGAUCCCUGGUUGCAUGCCACCGCUCAUCCAGGAGAUGCUGGAAAAUUCAGAGGGCCAAGACAGCCAGAGCGGCAGCAACAGCACUUCAGCCGGGGCAGGGGCAGAGGCCGAGGCCGAGGCAGAGGCAGGGGCAGGGGCAGGGGCAGAGGCAGAGGCAGAGGCAGGGGCAGAGGCAGGGGCAGAGGCAGGGGCCAGCCCCAGCACCACGGACAGCCCCAGAGAGGACACGACUGCCCAGGAGUCGCCGGGGUCCUUGACCGACGACGAGGCUGAUACCACACCUCCCAGUGACGAGCCCUAGGAGGGUGCACCCACAGGUGCCUCCCAGACUCACUCUGACAUUUCUUUGCACAAAAAAAAGCAAAGCUAGGCAAGGGGUGGUCAACAACCCCCCCCCCCCCCCCCCCAUAACCUCUCUGCCCCGACUCUCCGAUGCUUGGUAUUAUGUUAUCUUUAUAUCCUUCUUCUCCCAUUCCCCUCAAACUCCCUCCUCAAAAGGAAACGUCAACACGGAGGCCUCAAAGGAUCAGCGCUUUGUGUAUAAUUGUGAGCUGAGCUCUUAAUUUGGAACGGGGUCUCUGGGACUGUGACAGGAAGGGCGUGGCCCUUGCAAACUGCCAGAGAUGAUUCUCCUCAGGUCUCCUGUGUAACUUCUUAUCUGCAUGACAUGAGUUGGAUAAGCGGUUUUACUCCCCCCCCUCUCUCUUUCUUUCCUAAUCUGCCCUCAUCUCUUUUCCUCUCUCAUGCUGUUGGCAUACCCACAUUGUACAUACCAUUGUAUGGUGAGAUCUCUGUUUCUAUGAUGAAUUGUGUGGUGCUUUUUUCAUUGUCUUAAUUAUUGUCUUUGAGGCGAUACAUCAAGGUUUAAAGAGGGACUUAUUGUAAGUCCUUCAAAAAGUUGUCUAGAAUGUUAUUGCAUAUAGACCUUAUGGAAGUCUAAUAUUUUAUAUUUGUUCCUAUAUUUAAAAAAAAACUUUUGGUCUUUUAAAACACUUAAUAGUUCAUGUCGCUACAUGAAUAAGUGUUCAUCCACACCGCCAGAAUGCGAAGCUUCUCUCCACAUCGACAGCCGAGGUCUGUGCAUCUGCUUCCUCCCAAGAGGGAAGCACGACAGCAAAAGCCUUUGACACACACUCAUCAGAUUGACUGCGUCUGUUUAACUUUCCAGUCUCGGAAUGAACGGCGGAGAGCUGACGUACCAGAUUAGAUUUAAAAUUGUCUAUGAAAUUAACUCAUUUGGUGGCUGUAUCUCCUCAGUAAAUCAGUUUACCUCAUUGUCAAAACAAAUUGGGCAAAUUAGGUUGUUGAUAGAUGCCAGAGAUUUUUCUGCAACAGGCUGCGAUCGCAUUGGAUGCCCUAUACCUCUGCUGGACCAUGAUUCAACUUUAAACACGGUUGGUCAGGGGUGUAAAAAGCCGGGGGUCGUGCCACACUAUCAGUUUCCCUAAGGCGUCAUGCUUAUUAUUAGUGGCCUCGCCGUGUUCACCGAAUGUAUGAGGAAAAGGUCUGGCUUCGCAUUAAGCUACAUGCUAUUUAGUCUCAACUAAUCGGAUUUCCUCCAGCAUGAUUUCCUUGUUCAGGGGAAAUUGCACAAGUACAGAAAAAUAGCUCAUCGCCAGGGAAACUAAUUCAUGAGAGAAUGCAAAGGAAUACAAAUGUUGUCACAGCAACGAAAAGAUGAAAGGUGAAAAUAGAUCAUUGGGGAAAAAAAGAUCUUUUUGGAUGUUUUGUCAAUGCUCCAUAGUGGAACAUUUUUGUUGUUCUCCCGAUAGCAAGCAGGGACAACAUUCAGUUUCUCUAGUCGGGUUUAAAGGGAGGCUAUAUUCAUAUCUUGCAAGAGCCGAGUAGUGUGGGAUUAUGGUGAGUGGUAAAACAAAAUGUAAAGGUGGCACAAAUAGGAGUUAAUAAGUCUGACUCAGUGGUAUCAAUGACACCAACAUUAUACUGCUCACCGAUGUGACUGGGUUAUUGCAUUUGAGCUAGAAUGCAUGUGCUAACUCCUCGUCUGAAGGUUUCGUAGUCCCACAUCACUCAGUUCUAUUACAAUUUGUCUUUUUUUGGGUUAUGCCAAUAUUAUACUCGACAGAGUGAUUGCUGAGAUCCGAGAACACAGAAAGUCACUGCGAUUGAAGCCGGACAAUGCAAGAAACAUGAGCAGUCCGAUGAUCAGGCCAGCUGCAAACAAGCCAACAACUUAGCCACAUUAUCUAAACCACUUUAUUAGUGGAACGGAAUGUUUUUUACUUUCACUUCCAAACACCCAACCAGGGUUUGUGUUUAAAGUCUGUGUCCUGAUCUAACUUGUAGUUCUUUUUAAAAUCUGGCUUCUUUUUAAUAGUGUUGCACAAUUCCCUAAUUUUAGCAAUUAUUGAGAUGAAUAUAAUAUGUCGUUAUUACUGAUAGGAAUCACCUAAAGCUACAAAAAGAAGACCCAAUAAUGUAAUGAACCAAAGUUUCAACCAAUGGAACUAGUUUUAGCGCCUGCUACAUUGUUUAUAAUAACUUCACAAAGCUGUACUCACCAAGUUCGCCGCCAAAAUCUUGGAAUGCUGCAACAUUGCGGAAAUUGGUUCAGAUACGACGAGAAGCACAAAAUCAUAGUCACCUUUAGGAAGAGAAAACUAAAACUGUGCAUCCUGAACAUUAAUCAUAGAUUGCGGACAGACUACAGGGUUCAGCACGCUCACUUGAGCCUCAUAAUCUCGCUGAACUGUUGGAUUGUUCACCACCUACCUGACGGUCUGACUGCUUGUGUCUCUUGCCGUUUGGACCUAUUUUAGUCCUUUUCAAGGAAUACACCAUGGUUUUCCUUCAGCCCCUAGCAAUGCUAGGUUUUGUGCUCAAGCUGCCACUGCAGUCACAGCCAAUGGCAGCUUCGCCUUUUCCCACGAAAAAAGAUUGCCUGAAUGUCAACCUUAUGAGUGUGUAUCUAUCAUCAGCAGCAUGAACUCCCAACUGGGCUCUGCAAACACUCAUGGGCUCUGUUAUGGCCUUACAAGCAGGGCUCCGCAACCUACCACUCCUUCUCCUUCUCUACCCUUUCAGAAGUGUCUUGUUUGAAGCAGCGAAACGUAUAUGGCCAAUGCAAGCCUCAACACACACUGAUGACUGAGCUGCAUGGGUCGGGAAGAUUGUACAAUCAUUUUAGAAAGCAAAAAUCCGCUCCCGACAUCCGCCUUAGACUUUCAGACUUGACAGUGUAAGCAUUAUGGGGGGGAUGCAAAAGGAGAUGACCGUCCACCGCCGUGAGAGGUGCAGUCCAGGACAGCUUCUCUUUGGACACUAGAUCCAACUGAGCCCUUAAUGUCAUAGGCGGUGUGGGGUGUCAGAUGAGGUGGUCCCACUGAAAUGAAAAGAUGAUCCUUGAAUGCCGCUUCACAGCUGAACAACGAGAGCUAAGCUCCAUUAUAGCCACUCAGGUGGACGCAGAUCUCUCACUAUGCUGCUGUCCCCGCUGGCCGGAUCAACGGCUCCAUUCACACUGAUAUCCUGUAGAGCACAGGGGACAAACUGACUGUAGCACUUAAAAACAUGUUGAAUCUGUCAAACGUGGCUGUAGCACUCAAACUUACAAGGGUGCGAGCCAACAGACGCCCCCCGCUCAUCCACAGCCAAGGGGCAAAGUCCAACUUUAAACUAAUCAAUCCUAAAAGUUUGACAUCUCAAAGAGCAUGGAUAUUAGAGCUGCAAUGGGAAUACUCUCACACCGCUUUCAGAAAAAAAUGUGUUUCUUCUUUUAAAGAUGAUGCAGUAAGUAGGUAUAGAUGAAUACACAAUAGAUAGAUAGCCUCAGUUUAAAUUGGGGUGCUAAAUGGACUUUUUUUUUUUUUGAUAUAUGAAGGUAAUAAGCAGAUAUUUGUGCCAGCAGGAAUCCGGGUUUGGUUAAUCUGAAUCUGUAUUUUGUCAUCUAAAGCUGUAUAUCAACUCAUAUCAACUAUAUCAAAUAAACUUUCAGAUCAAAAUGUAAACAAGCUGACCUAAACCAUGCUGAUAGGGCAAUUCAUUGAGCGCUCUUUUGCGUUUAAUUUAGAUAUUUACAAAUGUGGAUUAUUCUUUAUAAUUUAACCUUAGAGUCCUACAUUUACAGAGGAAAGUUAAUUGUUUUUGACCAUAUCAAACCCUCCUCAUCAGCAGAUAGAAUUUGCUUAGAUGCUGUUGCUAGAUAGACAGAUCUUUAUUGUCAUUGUGCACAGAGAACAAUGAAAAUCGUUUGACAGCUCUUCAGCAUUGGGCGGCAUAAGAAGUGGUCAUGGAACUAUAGAUGUUCAACUCUUGUUCAACUUCUCCAUGAAUAUUAGCACUUAUAAGACUUCUCAUCUAUGCCAAUGACUAAGAGAAAUAGAUCUACCUUUUGUUACAUGUUUAGAUCUUGUUGAGAUAAUGAUGAUAAUUAAGUUUGAUGACAUUUGGUUCCUUAGAUACAAAUGCAAAUUCAAAAUCUUUCUCAAAUCCAAAUUUUACUGUGGCACCUGCUUUUGGCACAAAUAUACUCACAUACAUGUACUUGUCCUAUAUGCCUCAAAAUCUUUGCUGAGAUAAACUCCUUAUGAAAGUGUCGCGGGGCCUAGAUGAGUCAAUCUGGGUCUCGGCAGCAGAUAACAAAAACCCACCUGGAUUCCAUGCCUGCCCGGAAAUACAUAUCAUAAGGGAAACCAGAGCUGUUCCAGUUUUUUUCGUAUGUUUGUCUUUAGCGAGGUUGAAUGUGAAUAAUGUCAUGGAAUCUGUCAGAAGAAUGAUAUGCAGUGUUAAGGAAUGAUUCAUUCUAUCUCAAUGUAACAUAGGAAAUUGUGCUCCUGGAUGUUCUGUCUUGCUCUCCUGGUGAGAGAUGUAGGGAGGUGUCUAGGUGCUUUUUUCUUUUUUCUUUUUGAAGACGGAAAAACUUCACAGCCGACGAAUGUCCACAUCCACCUCUGACGCGUCCGGUGUGCCGCCAGGCGCCCGGACACAGCAGGAGCUGUUAUCUGUUCCUUUAGGAAACAACUCCACAAUGCUGAAUUACUCUUGUUCGUUUCUGUUGAAUGUUGUACCGACGUAACUGUAAUACUUUAAUAUCUAGCUCACUGCAGAGAUGUUUCAUAAAUGGUGUGUGCUUUGCAUUUCAUUUGGCAGCUCUGAGGGAAAAGACACUCUGUUAUUUGUCCUUGGGAUCACUCCCUCACAUCAACGUGUGAAGAAAGGAAGACAAAACAAGAGGAGGAGGAACUGGAUCUUGCUGGUCUGAUCUGGUCGUCCAGGUCGUGGGCCACACGACUCACGCACCUACGAGAAAGAGGAACGGACAACCAAGUCACCUCAGCACCUGACAACGUUGGUACGUUCUGUUCCAUGUCAAACAACAGAGCUGCUCCAUACCCCCCCCCCCCCCCCCCAACCCCCACCCCUGACAGGAAGCCAAUCAGCUGUCGUCAAUCAAUCAAACCCAAUCAGUCGACAGCAAUUUGGUUAACAGGACAACUAAUGAACUAGGGGUUGACUGAGUACGUGAAUAAGUGCUUCGAAAAACCAACAGGAUCCGAUUUACUCAGCUGUAAUUAAUAGCAUACUGUAUGCCAAUAAUAAUAAGUCCAAGGAACUGUUCAGAUAGUCAGACAGCAGACAACCGACUCCAACCAGGAAUAUAUCAAAGCUGCACUACUGCAUAUUUUAUAUAUUAAUAAUAGUUCAUGCUGUGUGUAAUGUCAAAGGUUAUCACCCGACUCCACAGUUCUUUGGAGCCAUUAAGCCUCUUUCAGUCCCUUGUUUCUUUUUUAUUUUGACUUGCAACUCAACUGUUAAGCUUCAGUCUCGCUGCUCUCAUCCACAUCCCUCCGAGCUGCAGCAAGCAGCUGUGCUCAGCGGAACGUUCUGGAAACGUUAGCCGCCCUGGACAAGUUAACAGCCAUCUCACAGCGCGACAAACAGAAGCGUCUGUUUUGGAGGCGGACAGGAAACGUGUGUCUCCAAAUGAAUGCUAAUGUGUCUCCAUGUUUGCCGAAUGUGUAGACAGGCAAUUCUUUUCUAACACGUUGGCCAUAACAACAAGGGGAUAUACUAUAUUAGCUGAAGAUGGAACUGGCCCUUUAAAUAAGAGGAUUUGAAAGCCUGGAAAUUACAAAUACUUUCCCCCCACAGGAAUACUACAGUUGGGAAGUAUUUGGAUGACAGGACACUACAACAGAAAAGCCCAAGACCAGGACAAUGUCCACUUUUUCUGUGUCAACCUAAAUUUCCUUUUUUUAUUGGGACACGUUUUUUUUUUGUGGUAUCCCCAUUAGGUGAACUGACCGAUUUGUAGUUAAUAUUUCAUUUCCAUGAAACCACCAACUGUGGUUCGCAGCCAUUCAGCCUUGAGUUUGUCGACACUUAUCAUGCAUUUGCAAUUUAUAUGACUCAGAUUACAAGUAGGAGGAGGGUGUUGUGUUACGGUCUGACCAAUAUUAUCUCAUCUAGAGUAUCAGUCUCACAUGCCAGUCCAACCCUAGAUGAAACCAGGAGCGAGAAACCCAUGACUGUGAACCAGCAUCAAUCAUUAACAGUAGCUCUGUUGUUGUCCACCCUGAAGGUGGUUUUGGCCGACAUCAUAAACUGUCCAUGGUCGCCUUUCUUUUCCAGUCGCUUACAGAGGACCUCGCCACCAGUCAUAUGCAGUGUUGUAUAGUUGUGUUAAUAUGAGACAUGAUGGUCACAUUGUACUGGGCGUUAGAGGGUGGAAGUGACGGCGACUGAUGCGGAUCUUUCCCAUCAGCCCCUGCUGCCGGCCUUCGUAGGUUGAGCCUGACCUCAGUAGCUGCUCUGAUGUUCGAGCUUCGACCUGUUUCCGCUCUCCAUUUUAAAUAUUGUCUGUUUGUACAUUAACAUAUGCUUUUUAUGUUCAUAUACUGUUUAACUUUACCAUGAACUGUCCUGGCAAAGUAAUAAAAUAUAUUUAUUUUAAAA
Messenger RNA from Scophthalmus maximus (turbot), 8745 nucleotides. RefSeq names its product retinoic acid receptor beta-like. Gene Ontology annotation, molecular function: zinc ion binding; RNA polymerase II cis-regulatory region sequence-specific DNA binding; nuclear glucocorticoid receptor binding. The transcript has 8 exons. Gene Ontology annotation, biological process: regulation of transcription by RNA polymerase II; cellular response to corticotropin-releasing hormone stimulus; retinoic acid receptor signaling pathway. NCBI's taxonomy places the organism in Eukaryota, Metazoa, Chordata, Actinopteri, Pleuronectiformes, Scophthalmidae. Bases 650 to 2131 code for a protein of 493 amino acids. Gene Ontology annotation, cellular component: transcription regulator complex; nucleus. The record is from RefSeq and is a predicted model, not a curated record.